GGUGGUCGGUCGGUCGGGUAAAGUAGCCGCUAUUGAUGCGGGUGCGCUAUGGGUUGAUGGGCGUACCCAGGAUUCAUCCUCAGCUCGGAUCGGAUGUCUUGGAUUAGAUUGGGGUCUGUGUGGAUUUUGGGAGGAAUUGGCGAUGGGGAGUGCCUUGAGGGAAAAGGGGGAGAUAUAAGAAGGGUCAUCGCCGGUGGGAUGAGUUGAGACUUGUUCUCGAGUGAACAACGCUUGGGUUACUGUUCUAACCUGACCAUAUUGUUGUCCUUGUUGGACACGAUGAACGACCUUACUGGCCCUGAAAUUAAGCGUCCGCCACGCCGACUCGUCCUCUGCUGUGACGGAUCGUGGCAGUCGUCUAACCAUGGGGAGAAGAAUAUCGCCUCGAACAUCGCCAAGCUCAGUCGUGCCAUUGGAAAUUAUGGCGUCAGUCCCGAUGGCGAAAUCAUCCAGCAGAUCGUGUAUUAUGAUGCUGGUGUUGGCACGGGCACCAGUGCGACCAGCACCACCGGCAAGGUGAUGGCUGGGAUUCAGAAGCGCUGGGAGGGUGGAUUCGGUCGCGGUUUGGAGGAGAAUGUGUGCGAGGGGUAUAAUUUUAUCGUCAAUAACUGGUUACCCGGGGAUGAAAUCUACAUUUUUGGAUUCUCGCGCGGCGCAUACACGGCUCGGGCACUGGCCGGGAUGAUCUGCAACAUGGGGAUCUGCUUCCCCGACAUGAUGGACGACUGGUGGGCCAUGUAUGAGUGGUAUAAGACGCGAAAGGAGGUAAAGGAAGAGGAGAAACCGAUGCCUCCGACCAAUGAAUGGAAGGGGACUUUUCAUGCCAUCACGACAUCUGGAGCGUAUGCGCAGCCAAAGGUGGAAUUCAAGGACCAUUUCUGGAAAAAUGUGCCCAUCGAAGUGGUCGGGGUGUUUGACACCGUUGGUGCCCUAGGACUGCCCAACAAUAACUGGGUUGACUUUUCCGACUACAACGAAUCCGAGUAUGGCUUUCAUGAUACGAACGUGCACCCGCAGAUCAAGUAUGCUUUUCACGCUUUGGCUCUGGAUGAGCAUCGCAAGGCUUUUGAGCCUACGCUGUGGCAUCUGCCUAAGGAGAACGACAAGACUAAGUUGUUUCAGUGCUGGUUCCCGGGAUACCAUAUCAAUGUUGGAGGAGGAAGCGAUCACACUGCGCAGCAUUAUGGAGAUUUGGAGUCCAUGGCGAGUUUGUCGCUAGCGUGGAUGAUCGAUCAGGUUCGUCGAUGGACGAGUCUCGAGUUUGAGGAUUACGCCUUGAAGCGGUUGUAUCACAACUAUGUCUCCACGAUUUUCGAUCUCUCCCGGCGGUCAUUCAAGCAGGGUGACUCUCAUCAUCACUAUAACUUUGGGCCGACCGACAAGGAAAGUGCCAUUGGCGUUGCUGAUCCCGAGAACCCCACGGCCUACGGAGGCUGGGGAAUGGGCUAUCGACCGGAUAGCCUGGAAGGGCUCAUGAAAAUGGCUGGGUCCGAGGUUCGCACUCCAGGACAGUAUAAAUCCAAGAAGAAGGACGACAGUCCAGCGGCCCGGUUGACGACAGGGAAAUUGACCACGAACGAGUACAUCCACCCCGUCGUGGCAUACGCCAUGAGUCAGGCGUAUCAGGACGCGAACGGAAAGACAGUGUUAAAGUACGAGCCCAGCGCACUGAGUGGAUUCGAACGCGUCAAAGAUCCAGUGGAUCCAUAUCGUCCGAACGACGUAUAUAUUGGAAUAUUUUGGCGAAAGGAGGUUGAUGCCGACGAGCCGGGGCCAACCUCGUAUGCGAAGAAAGGGUGGGACUAUGCCAAGUCGUUCAUCUGGACCCCCGAGCCGACCGAGAAGAAGUUCAUCUAUAUCCGAGAAAUGCCACUGUGGUGGGACGGCCGCGACAACUACAUGAACGAGAGAGACUACAUGCGCGCCGACUGGCUUGCGUUCAAAGCUCCCAGACUGGGAUUCGAUGAAUCGGUCGAAAAGGACGUCGCAGCCUAUUUGGAGACCAUUCAAAAUUCCGAUGACCUGACAGGCCGGGAGAAAAAACUGCUGGAAUUCCUCCAAGAAGCUGCUGAUAAGUUGUACAGUAGUAUCUGGAAGGAAAAGUCGCUGACCUAUUCUUUGCGUGGAAGACCGUCGCCGGGACUUGAACAGGAGAAAUCCGAACUGAUGCGACAGACCGGGGCACGCACUCGGCAGUUUAUGGGAGAUCUGGAUGAGGGCAAGAUAUGAUGUUGAUAGAGAUGUGUUGAUUUGUGAUGUGGGUUGUCAAUUAAAUGUAAUAAUCAUGUUAUAUGUUGAGCUGCGGCAGACGCCACAUCCUUGACCAGAGAUCAUCCCUAGAUGCGCCUAGUUUGUCAAG
Molecule: messenger RNA, 2359 nt
Organism: Aspergillus sclerotioniger CBS 115572
Lineage: Eukaryota; Fungi; Ascomycota; Eurotiomycetes; Eurotiales; Aspergillaceae
Product: T6SS phospholipase effector Tle1-like catalytic domain-containing protein
Exons: 2
Coding region: 280-2229 (649 amino acids)
Source: RefSeq, a predicted model, not a curated record